Messenger RNA from Larimichthys crocea (large yellow croaker), 3528 nucleotides. RefSeq names its product COUP transcription factor 2. Gene Ontology annotation, biological process: regulation of DNA-templated transcription. Lineage: Eukaryota; Metazoa; Chordata; Actinopteri; Sciaenidae. The transcript has 3 exons. The record is from RefSeq and is a predicted model, not a curated record. Gene Ontology annotation, molecular function: sequence-specific DNA binding; zinc ion binding; DNA-binding transcription factor activity. Bases 581 to 1879 code for a protein of 432 amino acids.
AAAAUCAUCAUCCGUCACCCUCUAUCCCUCCUUCUCUCUCUCCCUCUCUCUAUCUCUCCCCUCCGUUGUCUUUUUUAAUGUAACUUCUGACUGAUCAGGAGAGCAGGGAGCGUCUGGAAAGCCUGGUCCGGCAACUCCAUCUCUGAUGAAGGAUCUGCUCGCACGGUAUUCCGUUUAAAGCUGGACACACAAGACAGAAAGGAUCAGAUUGUGUAUAAAAAUGUUUUUGGGAUAACGUUGCUUUCCUCGGUGGAUUUUGGCUCAGUGUUGUCUUUAUUCCCUCCUCUGUGGAUGUUAAAAUGCACUGAAUGAAGCUUUCUUUUUGGAUUUCCGAGCUAUGAAGCUGUUUCUGGGUGACUGUCUAUCCUUCACUCGUAAAGACGCACGUUUUAAUUGUAUCGCCGUUAUUUUAUGAGCUUUAUUCGUAUUUCUUUGAGGCGUAACUAGUGUUUAAUUUCGUCAAACAAUGCCGCGGUUUCCUUGAAUGUGUAUUAGUGAUUCAUGAAGACAAACCGUGUGCGUUAAUUAUCGCGUAAAACAAGAGGAAAGUUGGGCGCGCAAAGUUUUGGAGACGGUCGAUAUGGCUAUGGUGGCGUGGAGAAACACGGAGGGCGUCGGGGACACUCAGGGGACCCUCUCCUCUCCGGUGUCCCAGGUCGCACCUCUGUCUCUUCCCGGUGAGCUGACUGGACACAUGAAUCCGGCACCUUCUCUGGAAAUACCCCCUGCAGGAGCGGCAGCACCCCAGGGCGCACCGCCGCCCAAUCCGUCCAGCACCACAACCGCGUCCACCGCCACCAACAAUAACAACACCACCUCUUCCUCCUCCUCCUCCUCGUCCAUGGACAAACACCAGAGCCAGCAGAUCGAGUGCAUCGUGUGCGGGGAUAAAUCCAGCGGGAAGCACUACGGACAGUUCACAUGUGAGGGAUGUAAGAGCUUCUUUAAACGCAGCGUCAGGAGGAACCUGAACUACACCUGCAGGGCCAACAGGAACUGUCCCGUAGACCAGCACCACCGCAACCAGUGCCAGUACUGUCGCCUCAAGAAAUGCCUCAAAGUCGGCAUGAGGAGGGAAGCUGUGCAGAGAGGCAGACUUCCCACCCAGUCCUAUCACGGUCAGUUCGCUCUGACAAACGGAGACCCUCUACAGUGUCAUUCCUACCUAUCGGGAUACAUCUCUCUCCUGCUGCGGGCUGAACCCUACCCGACCUCCAGGUUCGGCUCUCAAUGCCUGCAGAGCAACAACAUCAUGGGCAUAGAGAACAUCUGUGAGCUGGCGGCCCGGAUGCUCUUCAGUGCCGUGGAGUGGGCUCGCAACAUCCCCUUCUUCCCGGAUCUGCAGGUGACGGACCAGGUGGCCCUGCUACGUCUCACCUGGAGCGAACUGUUCGUCCUGAACGCCGCCCAGUGCUCCAUGCCGGUCCACGUCGCCCCGCUGCUGGCCGCCGCUGGCCUUCACGCCUCCCCGAUGUCCGCGGACCGGGUGGUGGCCUUCAUGGACCACAUCCGGGUCUUCCAGGAGCAGGUGGAGAAGCUCAAGGUGCUGCACGUGGAUUCAGCAGAGUACAGCUGCAUUAAGGCCAUCGUACUGUUCACCACAGAUGCUUGUGGUCUGUCGGACGUGGCCCAUGUGGAGGGUCUGCAGGAGAAAUCCCAGUGUGCUUUAGAGGAGUAUGUGAGGAGCCAGUAUCCCAACCAACCAACCAGGUUUGGGAAGCUGCUGCUCCGCUUGCCUUCCCUCCGCACCGUCUCUUCUUCUGUCAUAGAGCAGCUUUUCUUCGUCCGCCUGGUGGGGAAAACCCCCAUAGAAACUCUGAUAAGGGACAUGCUUCUGUCCGGAAGCAGCUUCAACUGGCCCUACAUGCCUAUUCAAUAGAGGGAAAAAGCUACAGUGGUGCUAAGGUCAUCAAAAUGUCCCACACGUUAAGUCAUUUCAGUGCAGCGUAAAAUUUCUGAUGCUUCAAACAAGAGGGGAAAAAAAAGCUGCCAGUGGAUUGGGAUAAUUACAGGCAUUUCCAAUGUAAAAAAAAAAAAAAGUCUCCAUUCAUAUUUUUUCUUAAACCAAUCGCCAUUUUCUUGAAUACCAGAAGAGAGAUCUGCCUUAUUCUGCAUUGCAUCCCUGUAUGUCUAGAAAGAUUUUAAAAAAUGACAUUUUUUUUUGCCGACAAUAAGUGAUGUGACCCCACUGGCAGAUUUUUUUUUUUUUUUUACUCGUUUAAAGAGAUGAAAUGAUAAAUUAUGACAGACGUGUCUAUGGUUUUUGGGAUAGCAAACAAUAUUUAUUGGACCCUGUGUGUAUAUUUAUCGUGCUUGUAAAUUACGUUUUGGCCUCUUUUUAAAAAAAAUAAUAAUAAUGUUUUACGUAUUUUUACCCCAGCCAGUGAGAAAACUGCAGGGAUUGUCUCGUGUUGAUCAAUUUUUUUUGUUUGUUUGUUUGUUUGUUUUUCGUUUCAUACCUUCCAGACAUGGCACUUUGGACUAAAGGAACAGUUCAGAAAGAUUUAACACAGGUGUUUGAAACCCAACAUUAUCUGACUUUAAGCUGUUUGCUCAAUUGUGUACAGACAGAAAGGCGAGAUUAUUGCUCUGUUUUAGCUACUUUGGAUUUUUUAUUUUUUUUUACUCUAUUUGAAUUGUCGACAUACAAAGAAUGAACAAAAUAAAUUCACUUGUUGUGAUCAGGGUUAGUUUGCGCCGAGUAAUGCAUUACUCUUUUUCAUAGUAAGUAAUAUCAUUACUUUCUUACAUGAAUAUUUCCUUAAAUAUUUUAGAUAAUACUUCCUUGCAGAAUUAUUCACUCUUGCCGUAACACUUCAUUUCUACUGUUUUCUUAUUUUUUUUAAAACAUUUUUUUUCCUACUUUGAAUGAUCUGAAACUCAAGAACUCUCAUCAACUUCUCAUCAAAUUAGUGAAUUCUGUCGCACAGAGAAAUUCAACUUUUCUGUUAUUUAUCAUCCAAACAGAGAUGAUGGCAAAAAUAAAUAAGGCAAAGGAGGCUGGCUGAUCUUCUAUUUUUACAUUGUUUUCUUACGACUGGUAACUCGUUACAGGAUGUUAAAAGUAAUGAAAUUACUUGACUGGAUUACUGAUUAAUGCAUUACCAAACAUUUAUCUAUGUUUCCAGGUCUUUUACACUGACUGUCUCAGAGAGAUUUUAAGAGCACUGGACCUGAUGUAUAACUGUAACUACAGUUUCUUUAUGGGAGAAAUGUACACAACUUCCCAGGUCAAGUAACAAAAUCUAUUUCAUUAUAAUUCAUGCAUUUAUGAGCCCAGGCCACUUAAUGGUACAACAGACCACUGCAGGGUAUUGCUGAACUGAAAGUGUGUGUGUGUGUGUGUGUGUACGUGUGUGAGUGCAUGUGUUUGUGCGUAUGUGUGUGUGUACGUGUGUGUGUGUGUGUGUGUGUGUGUGUGUAUUUGUUGUUGACUUCUUUUUUGACAACCACUCUGAUGUACUGUGAAAGCAUAUUGGUUAACAUAUUGGUACCGUAUUAAAUUAUAACUCAAGAUUUAUAAAUAAA